Necator americanus (New World hookworm) is the source of this 1101-nucleotide messenger RNA. RefSeq lists its product as uncharacterized. The record is from RefSeq and is a predicted model, not a curated record. The coding region runs from base 1 to 1101 and encodes 366 amino acids. NCBI's taxonomy places the organism in Eukaryota, Metazoa, Nematoda, Chromadorea, Rhabditida, Ancylostomatidae. The transcript has 3 exons.
AUGGAAAAGAACAUCUGCUAUCGGCAACGAAGGAGAAAAGAAGUCAUCUACGAGGAUUGCGUACUCGAAGACUCCUUGUCCCAAGGUGCCUGGCACAUCGAGGAGGACCCAAACGUGGACUACGAGAUGCUGCUCAGAGGAUUACGAGGGUGUGCUGAACGUGCCUCGAAGCCGCGCACGACAAACUUGGAUCGAAUUUCGAAGACCACCAAGGAAUUGUUGGAAAGAAGAAGGGCUUUGAGGCUUGAUCCGAAUGCAUCGCACAUUGAGCGGCAGAAGAAGAUUCUGGAAGCAGCACAAAGAAGGACGAGUCUAAAGAAGUGCCGCAGGGAUCUCCGCGAAUAUAAUAUUCCGCUAGCAACCUCGCUGAGCGAAGACGGGACUCGCACGUCUUCUCGUCGUGAGAUGGAAAUCAUUACGGAGAGCCCAAUCAUCCCCACUGGCGAAGUUCCACCACGGAUUCUCCCUUCGGAAGUACGAGUCGCUAUCAAGAGCAUGAAACCUGGCACCGCCCCCGGACCUGAUUUUAUAUCAGCAGACUUUCUUCGGGCUGGUGGCCAUCCGCUUCAUGUAAUCUUAGCAACGCACAUGGCAUCCUACCUUCAGAAAGAAAGGAUCCCAGACCAGUGGAAGACUUCGCAAACCGUUCUUAUCCAUAAGAAAGGUGACCGAGAGGACCUUCGGAACUACCGUCCGAUAUGCUUGCUGAGCGUGUUAUACAAAGUAUUUACCAAGAUCAUCCUCACGCGCAUAUCUAGGGCGCUGGACGAAGCCCAGCCUCAAGAACAAGCUGGGUUCCGCCAGGGGUUCAGCUGCUUGGACCACAUCCAGACCGUGCCGAGGAUCAUAGAGGUUUGCCGGGAAUACCGCCUGCCCCUUGUUCUAGCCUUCGUCGAGUAUGAGAAAGCCUUUGACAGCGUAGAAACGAAUGCAAUACUGUCAGCACUGGUCGAUCAAGGUGUGGACGCGUCGUAUGUGAGGACAUUAGCCAAUUGCUACGAUCGAUGCACGACUAAGAUACAGCUUUUCCACCGCCCUCUCACGAUACCCAUUGGAAAGCGGGUACGACAAGGCGAUACACACGACGCGUCCACACCUUGA